CUCAAAAAGGAAGUUGGUAGUAUUUACAUUUCCGUACAUGCGUACAUCUGUCAAAUUAUCGGAAGCGCCCGGAUGUUUUUGCAGCAACUGGAGUAACUUAUCAGCAUCUAAUUUACGUUAUAAAAAUGGGGAAUGAAAACUCUCUUCCUAUGGAACUAUGUUCCAAUUUUGAUGCAGAUGAAAUUAAAAGACUUGGAAAAAGAUUCAGAAAGUUGGAUUUAGAUAAUUCUGGAGCUCUCAGUGUUGAGGAAUUUAUGUCACUUCCUGAAUUACAACAGAAUCCCCUUGUUCAACGAGUUAUAGACAUUUUUGAUACAGAUGGUAAUGGAGAAGUAGAUUUUAAAGAAUUCAUUGAAGGUGUGUCACAAUUUAGUGUUAAAGGAGAUAAGGAGAGCAAGUUGCGUUUUGCAUUUAAGAUAUAUGACAUGGAUAAAGAUGGGUACAUAUCAAAUGGUGAGCUGUACCAAGUAUUAAAAAUGAUGGUAGGCAGUAACUUGAAGGAUCAUCAACUCCAGCAGAUAGUGGACAAAACAAUAAUACAUGCAGAUAGUGAUGGUGAUGGAAAAAUCUCAUUCGAAGAAUUUUGUGCAGUUGUAGGAGGAAUGGAUGUCCAUAAAAAGAUGGUUGUAGAAAUAUAGGGACAACAGACAUUAGCAAAUUCCAUUUUAGGCAUUUCAUAUACUUUGUUCUUUCAAUUUUUAUACAUAAAAGUAAUAUGAGUGGCCAUAAUAAGAAAUGGUUAUUGUGGUAUUUUGGUAUUAGACAAGAAAAAAUUCCAUUUUGUUCAUUUUAUACAUUACAUAAACUGUGUUUCCAUGACAACUUCACAUAAAGCAGCCAAUCAGGAUUAUAGUGGAAGAUUUUUGAGCUUUCACUUGGACUAUUUUAUAUAUUAACAGAAAAAGAAAUUGAAAAGUACAGGAAAAGAAAGGAAGAUUUGAAUCAGAAUUUACUUGUAUGUUUAAGAAGAGAACUCGAUAGAACAGCUGUGCUCACUCAGUAAUGGUAGAAUGUAAACUGAACAAUUUGUUGAACGAAAAAAUUUGUCCAUGUAAUCUGUUUAAUUAUUUCUGUUAAGUAUUUCAAUUUUUAAUCAAUGCUGACAAGAUUAUUUUGGUAUUAGAUACUGUGAACAAAACACAUUUAUUAGGAAGUGAUGGGAGUAUAAACAUACUUUACAGAACAAACUGUUGGGAGGUUCUUACUCUAUAUUUUACUCAUGUAGCUGGAUAUCUAGUUAACUAUUUGCCUGGUAUGUCUAAUAAAGCUUUAAUAUACAGAUACCAAUAAACAAGUUUAUGAUCAUUUGAAUGUUUUUGGUAUGAUGUGCUGGUAUACUGAGACUAACAUGAACAUAGAAUUUAUAAGUCUGGUAGAAGAUUAUAGAAUAAAUAGAAAAAUUCUUUAAUUUAAUGAUAAGUCAAAUUAUUAAUAGUGUUAUGCAUCUAGGUGUAACUAAGAAUAGAAAUUAAUAACUGUAUAGGGGGGGAUUGAUUUGUGAUGUUUAUUUUCACUAUAUUCAUAUUUCUUGGAGAAUCUGGUCGUCGAACUUAACAGUUUGCUGGAUUUUUUUUCUCACUAAAUCAGGCUAAAGUAAAUGACUUUUGAUCAUUCAAUGUGUUUCUAACUUGUUUUCAAAAUUAUUUAUAUAAAAAACUUAAUAAUUUACUAGUUAUCAUGAAAAUCAAUAAACUGUAUUUAUAACCUGUAUUAUUCAGAAUGUGAUGAUUCAGUAUUGGCAGCCUUUCAAACAAGCAUACCAAUUUUACCAAUUUCAACUUAGCAAAAAUGAUUUUCCACAUUUAAGAAAUAUAUGCGGAUAAAUGAACCUGUGAAUCAGGCCACAGGAUAGAAAGAACCAGCAAAUUUAAAGCCCUAUACUGUAAUUACAGUUAAGUUAAAUUCUUUAAAAAAUAAAUGAUGAAUAAUUGUUAUUAUAUGCAAUAUUGAUCAGAAAGUAUAAUUAUUAACAGUAUAGUAACUGGUAUCACUUGAUAAAUUUUUUUUAAAAGCAUUAAAUCUCAUUAUGUAUACAUUAAUUCAUGAAAUAGAAAAGUAGUUCUGUAUAUUUUCCAAUAUACCUUGCACUUUUAUAAUUUUUUUAUCAAGGAUAUGUCGUGGAUUUAAGGAAAUACAAUUAUUUGAUUUUCAGCUUGGUCUGAUAAUUAUAAAGCUAGUUUUGAGUCUUAUUAUUUAAUUUGAGUCUCAAUUAUUUAAAUUUUAUUUUCUCUAUAUUUAAACACAUGUAUGGAUAUUAAGCUCAGUAUAUAGACCUGUUUAAAUGUCAUCCUAUAAUCUAGAAUGUUAAUUUCAUCUGGUUACUUCAAAUGCACUAUUAUUGUAAUAUAUUCCAUGAUUUAUUGAUUCUAGAAUUUUAUAAAUUUUGUAAAUAUUGUACUUUUUCUUAGAGAAAAUCUAGCAUUUUUUAAAAAUAAAUUGAGCCGCGUCACGACAAAACCAACAUAGUGCGUUUGCUACCAGCAUGGAUCCAGACCAGCCUGCGCAUCCGCGCAGUCUGAUCAGGAUCCAUGCUGUUCGCUUACCAACUCUAUUACCAAGUAGAGAAACUGAUAGCGAACAGCAUGGAUCCUGAUCAGACUGCAGGGAUGCACAGGCUGGUAUGGAUCCAUGCUGGUCGCAAACGCACUAUGUUGGUUUUGUCGAGACACAACUCAAUUAUCUCCUAUAUUUACCCUUUUAUUGUUUGCUGAAAGUAAGGUGUAUGUAUAUCAGUUGAUCAUUAUUUAUAACACACAUUUAUGAAUCAUGCACAGCACAAUAAUGUUGACACUUUAAAGUUCACUUAUGUAAGGCUUUAUUAAUAUAUUUAAAUUUGUAUUUAACUAUUUGUUUUUUCUAAUCAGAAAGUGAAAAAAUGUUACUUACUGUACAUGUGAUGACUAAGCACUAAAAUGCCCAAUUCAAGAUAAGCUUACAUAUAAAAUUAGUUUCAGCUUUGAAGUAUCCUAUAAGUCAGGAAGACUUUUUGAACAUUCUGACCUUGUGCAACAGUGACAUAAAAUAUAUAGAAAAACUGUUCAUUUGACAAAUUCUUUGUUGAAUGAUACACAAUUAAGAAGAUAUAUCAUUUUAAAAGUUUAUCUCGUUAAGUAUAUCAUGCUAUUAUAAUUAGAAUAGAAUGGAAGGAAAUUGUUAACAUAAUAAUAUUGUUAUUCUAGGAUGUCUUAAGUUCUGUGACAAGGAUUUAUUUUAACGUUGCUAAAUAAGAUAUAUAAGUUCACAAAAUGUAUAUGUACAGGUUCCUUAUAACAAAGGUAUCUUAUGAACAUACAAGAGUUAUAUUUAUAUGAUUAUUGUCAUUUACAUUUCUUUAGAAAUAGAACACAAUUUAUUUUAUUGCAGAACAGGCAAAACAUUUAUCAAUAAUUAUCUAAUUAUCUCCCUUUGUAGAAAUUGUUGAAUUUUACCUUAUCUAUGUUAGAUAUUCUUUCUAACUUAUAAUAUUGGUAAUUCUUCAUUUGAACAACAUGUUAAUCAUAUAAGAGCAUAAAAUUUUUCAGGAACAGGGACAUUUAUAUUGUAUCUGAUAGACUACAGAUUCUAUAAAUUUAUUGAAAGGUUCUUCAGAAAUAUUUAAAUAAAUUGAGUGACAUGGUUUUAUUAUUUUUCUACUUGAUUGUUUACAAGCAAUUAUCAUUUUACAAGCAUCAAUAUGAUAGUUUACAUACUGGGUGUUAGAGUGUAAGCAAACCAACAUUUGAAUGUUUCUAAAUAUAAGUGAUUUAAUAAAUUUCGCCUCAUGAAUUUUUACAUAUAUAUGUACAUGUAUUUAUAUACUUAUAUGUUUCCAAAGCUACUUAAAUCAUCAUAUAUUAAAUGUUACAUUUUUAUUGUUUAUUUCAUUUAUGUCAUGAUUUUUCUAUACUCUAUUUUCUUAUUUUCCAAAACUUUUAAUUGUGACAUAGUCUUAAAGAAUCUCAUUAAGUAGAAUUAUGUUGAGGGUGUGAGUAUUUAGAGAGAACUGUCUGUACAUAUAGUAUAGAAAUAGAAGUCCUAUUAUAAUACCUGGUUCGAAGGUUACAAUGAAAAUCUCAAUAGCUUAUUCUCAGGUCAUAAGAAUUUGAUUGUUCAGAAACUGCCACAGAAUGUACACUGCCCCAUGAAAACCCCAAAAUUUGAGACAGUACUCAGAUAAACCACAAGGCUAGUAUUGUUUAGUUCCAUGAAGCAGAAUCAACAAUGGUUCAAAUACAUUUGAAAGUUUCAUCCCCAUUGAGAUAAAUUAAAUUAUAGAAGUAGGGAAGUUAGUGAGGGGCUCCUAGGUGCCUGUGAUUGAUUAAACUCCUGAAAAGUAUUGGUCUUGCUUGAUAAAACAAGUGACAAGUACAAGGAAAUAAAAG
Ruditapes philippinarum (Manila clam) is the source of this 4361-nucleotide messenger RNA. Its product is annotated as calcineurin subunit B type 1. The record is from RefSeq and is a predicted model, not a curated record. The coding region runs from base 126 to 638 and encodes 170 amino acids. Gene Ontology annotation, molecular function: calcium ion binding; calcium-dependent protein serine/threonine phosphatase regulator activity. The transcript has 6 exons. NCBI's taxonomy places the organism in Eukaryota, Metazoa, Mollusca, Bivalvia, Venerida, Veneridae.